Messenger RNA from Rasamsonia emersonii CBS 393.64, 747 nucleotides. RefSeq lists its product as uncharacterized. The coding region runs from base 1 to 747 and encodes 248 amino acids. The transcript has 4 exons. The record is from RefSeq and is a predicted model, not a curated record. NCBI's taxonomy places the organism in Eukaryota, Fungi, Ascomycota, Eurotiomycetes, Eurotiales, Trichocomaceae.
AUGAUUCUGAACAGCCAUUUUAUCCUGCAAACUGCCUGUUUUACCUCCGACAAAAAUUCAAAGACGGUCGAUGGCACUGAGCCCUGCUCCAGGGGCAGUGGAUCAGGUGGUUGUGCCGCAUCCAACGACAGUACAGAAAACGGUCCAAAGAAGGUGGCGGAAGCAAACGACUCCGAAGCCGACUCAGAGCAUACCAAUGAUGGUUCUGGUGUUCAGGUUGGCGCUCAGCCCGACCCGGACGGUAUACACGAGGAAAACGAUGACCUUGAGGUGGAUGACUUCGACGAGUCAGAUCACAGGGAGUACUAUCUUUUAGCUAAUGGCAUCCUUUUCUUUGCAGUAUUCGCGUAUUUCGGGACAAACUGCGAUGUGAGCAGAUGGGCGAGGGAUUCAUGCCUUGAAAUACUCCACCCGACGGAUCUCACCUAUCAUCCUAUCCGAUUGACGCCUGGCGCGAAGCCGCACUCUGUUCAUGGUCAGAAAACGUGGCCACCAGAUAAAGAGUAUUGGCUACAUUUCCAUGCCGGAGCCGAAAAACUGAAGUGGGCCAACCGCGAACCAGAAGAAGAUGCGAUUCUUCAAGGAAGAAUUUAUGAGCAUACACAGUCCGUCAACGGUAGAAACAGAGACCAGAUAUACGGAUUUUUAGAAGAUGUCUUGACACAUCACACUGACUAUGCUGUUCCUGAUGACAAAGUAGCUGAGUUAACAACAAUCUAUGCUGAACUGCGCAGAUUGAGGUAUUAA